AUGUCCGUCGUUUCACAUUACCCACCUUUUCCCCGUCCCUCCCAUUCUCCCGUUCGCCUCUGCCGUGAUGCCUCGUGCCACCUGCAUUCUCCUACAGAUGGUGGGGGGAAGGGCGGGAAGGGUGCAGGGGCGGCCGGAAUGGGGGGGAGCGGAGAGGCAAGGGUGGCAGGAGGGCGGGCGGAGCGGACGUCGCAGGUGCCGAUUGUGAUUGUGGUGCCGGGGCUUACCAGCCAGUCCAGUGACAAGUACAUGCGGCAGUGUGUGGCGGGCGUCACACGGCACGGGUGGCGAGCGCUGGUGCCUAACCAUCGAGGCCUGGGGGGCGUCACCAUCACUUCAAACCGCUUCUACAAUGCGGGGUGGACCACGGACCUGCGCUUUGUCAUCAGCCUUGUGCAACAAGAUUACCCCUACGCGCCCCUCUAUGCGAUCGGCACGUCCCUUGGAGCCAACAUCCUGGUGAAGUACCUCGGGGAGGAGGGUGCGACGGGGCCCAUCCAAGCUGCUGUCUCCAUCGGCAAUCCCUGGGAUCUGCUGAUCUGUGACCGAUGGAUGAAUCGGCGGACAAGGCAGCGAGUGUACAACACUGCCAUGGUCACGGGCCUCAGAGACUUUGCCAAGCUUCACAAGGACAGCUUUCAGCACCUCGUGGACGUGCAGCACGUCAUGAAGGCGCGCACCAUCCGCCAGUUUGACGACCGCAUCACUCGCAUCGUCAGCAACUACGAGACCGUAGACACAUACUAUCGUCGAUGCGGGUCGGCCCAGUUCCUGCCAGAGGUGGCGGUGCCUCUGCUGGCUGUGAGCGCACUGGACGACCCCAUCUGCACCAGAGAGGCCAUUCCCUGGGACGAGGCCAAAGCCAACCCAAACGUGGUGCUGGCAGUGUCGCACCAUGGCGGGCAUCUGGCAUAUCUGCAGGGACUCACUGCUAGUAGUAUAUGGUGGUGA
Messenger RNA from Closterium sp. Naga37s-1, 951 nucleotides. The record is from the annotation of a GenBank genome assembly. Lineage: Eukaryota; Viridiplantae; Streptophyta; Zygnematophyceae; Desmidiales; Closteriaceae.